Molecule: messenger RNA, 3638 nt
Organism: Acanthopagrus latus (yellowfin seabream)
Lineage: Eukaryota; Metazoa; Chordata; Actinopteri; Spariformes; Sparidae
Gene: kcnk10b
Product: potassium channel, subfamily K, member 10b
Exons: 7
Coding region: 449-2173 (574 amino acids)
Biological process (GO): stabilization of membrane potential; potassium ion transmembrane transport
Cellular component (GO): membrane
Molecular function (GO): potassium ion leak channel activity
Source: RefSeq, a predicted model, not a curated record
CAAUGGGAAGGGAGGAGAGCAUCCUUCCUCCGUUGUUCUCCUGCUGGGUUAACGCGCGGGUAAAGUUGCUCAUUUGGACGCACCCGGGCCGCGUCUGUGGUCCGGAUCACCGGGGGUGCAUGUGGGUGUGCGUGAGGGCGAGGAGGGGGAUGUGGUUUUGGUGAUGGUCUCACAGAGUAGCCGAGUCUGUCUGGCGAACCCCACGCGUCCAGGCGAGGUGGAGAGAGAGAGAAAAAAAAGGAGGGGGGGGGACAAGCAGAGGCAGAGGCAGACAAUGCGGUUUCGCGAUGCGCUUAUUCCUCCGUUCAAUUUACGCCCGCAUUCACGAUAACAUGGUGAGCCGAAGCCGUGGGAGAAGAAUUCCUCGUGAUCUGGCUUUUUUUCUCAUAUUUUCCUAAACGCGCUCAACACAUUCCUUUACGAUUUGGCUGAGAACCAAGCAACAGAGAUGAAAUUUCCAAUAGAAAACCCGAGGAAACAAGUUAACUGGGACCCUGAACAAGUGGCGGUCCAGACCAACCUGGCCCCUCCAAAGAAGGUCCAGUCUGGCAUGGCCAAGUCCAGUCUAGUCCAGGCCAGCGUGGCCACCAUGCAGAACCCCAUGGGCUGCGAUCCAAAGGCCAACGGUCACUGUCCGCUGCCGCGCCUGUCCAUCUCCUCCCGCUCUGCCAGUGUGGUGGCCAGCAUGGACGCCAGCUACGACGGCAUGGCUGCGGCGCUCCACUCGGUGAUGAAGUGGAAGACGGUUCUGGCGGUGUUCGUCGUGGUCCUCAUCUACCUGAUUUGUGGGGGUCUGGCAUUCCACGCGCUGGAGCAGCCGUUUGAGAGCAACCAGAAGAACAGCAUCACUCUGGAGAAGGCUUCGUUCCUGGAGAGACACCCCUGCGUUACUCCCGAUGAGCUGGAGGCUCUCAUCAAGCAUGCCAUAGAUGCUGUGAGUGCAGGAGUGAGUCCUCUCGGCGACACAGCCAACAACUCCAGCUACUGGGACGUGGGCAGCGCCUUCUUCUUUGCUGGAACCGUCAUCACAACUAUAGGUUAUGGAAACAUAGCUCCAAGCACGGAAGGCGGGAAGAUCUUUUGCAUCCUUUAUGCCAUAUUUGGCAUCCCUCUCUUUGGCUUCUUGUUGGCGGGGAUCGGAGACCAGCUGGGCACCAUCUUCGUGAAAAGCAUCUUGAGAGUUGAGAGGAUAUUCAGGCAAAAACACAAACAGAUCAGCCAGACCAAGAUCAGAGUGACGUCCACCAUCCUGUUCAUUCUGGCCGGCUGCAUCGUUUUCGUCACCAUCCCUGCUGUCAUCUUUAUGCACAUCGAGGGCUGGACCACGCUGGAGGCCAUCUACUUUGUGGUGAUCACUCUCACCACAGUGGGAAUAGGAGACUACGUGGCAGGUGGAAACAGUAGGAUCAACUACAUGAACUGGUACAAGCCACUGGUGUGGUUCUGGAUCUUGGUGGGUUUGGCGUACUUUGCAGCUGUCCUCAGCAUGAUUGGAGACUGGCUUCGGGUAUUGUCUAAAAAGACCAAAGAGGAGGUUGGGGAGAUUAAAGCUCAUGCAGCUGAAUGGAAGGCAAAUGUGCGGGCAGAGUUCCGCGAAACACGGCGGCGCCUGAGUGUCGAGAUCCACGACAAGCUCCAGCGGGCCGCCACCAUCCGCAGCAUGGAGCGCCGUCAGCUUGGCCUGGAGCAGCGGGCUCACUCCCUCGACAUGCUGUCUCCGGAGAAGCGCGCCUUGUUUGCCAGCCUGGACGCUGGCCGCUUCAAGACUUCCUCCCAGGAGAGCAUCGACACCAAGCUCAACAACCUGAGGCUGAAGGGGGCCUGUGAGCCGUACGACCAUCAGGGGAGCGAGCAAGCGCCUCAGACAGCAUCUUCCUCAGAGGAGAACCUCUUCAACCUGCGCUUCGGAUCGCUCACCAAGCUGGCCAGGCGAAACAAGAACCGCGAGCUGCGGAGGAACAUUCCUGAGUACGCCCGACGGGCGAGCGUAGGCAUAAGCAAUGGCAGUGCCAUGCUGGGCGAGGAGAGGACGGAAGAGGAAGAGGACGGGGAGCCAGAUGAGGAGAAAAAAGAGGGAAACAUCAGUCUGACAAACCUGUCGCAGUAUGCAAAGGAGCGCAGCAAGUUGAAUGGGUUCAUGCCAGUAGAGGCCAAAGAUGAAGAGAACUCCUAGACACUGUGUGGACAGAACCAGAGUGACAGAUACAGACAGAGACACAGAACGAGAGUGCAUGAGAUGUCAAGAAAUGUGCCUUUCUGUUUCCUAUGCUUCGAUUUGGAACUGCUCCCAGGAGAUUAUCGUGCCAUAGCCAUGGGAAGAAAAUGUGUUGCCAAAAAUGAAUGACUAGAAGAGACAGAAGAGGCUGUAGUCAAAUACCUCAUAUUGGAUGUUGCUGCAGAACGGGCUACAUAAGAACGCCAGUGUCUACAGGGGCUAUCUCCAGAGCUUCGUCGUCUUUCAGCCCCGAAGACACGGGCAGCGGUUAUCUGCUAAUGUAGAAUCUUAUUUUUUAACAAUGUGGGCGGGACUUCCCAAGAGCAAGCUUCAUGUCAUCCAUCUUCAGAAACACUAUCGAUCUCCGCUUUGUCAUCUCAUACUUCGUGGGGCUAUUUUUAGCCCAGCGGCCUGCGCUGAAAGGACUUCCACGCUUAAUGAGCAGAGGGCGGGAGGUUGUGUGUCUCGGCUCGAUCAAUAGACAAUACGAGCAUUUACCUAGCUGACAUGUACAAUUAUCCUUACAUGGUAUGUGACUUUGAAAAUGUAGCCCUGAGGCAUCAACUUCUGCAUACUAAGAGCUCAUGAGAAACAAACUGUUCACCUUGAUAGUGCAUGGUUAUUAAAACACGACCAUAGCAUACGACUGGCUUGCUAAAGCCUGGAGUGAAAAAAAAUGUAAUUUUUGUCAAUAAAAUGGAACUGCUUUCAUUAGUACUGCUUUCAAUAGUAUUUGGUGGUUAAAAAAAAAUAAAAAAAAAUGGAAAAACAUGUACUUCCAUAGAAAUUGGUACCGUUGUUGAGCUGGAAUUCACCCGACAGACGCACACUUCAUCACCUUUGGCCAUGAGAUUGUCAGCAAUGUUUUAAAAAAACAAACACUUUUUUUUUGUAUAUGACGGUCACUUCUGUCACAGAUGUCUUGAAAUCGCUUAAAUGACUUUUUGAUUAAACGAAUGUGAUGCUGUUGACUUUGUACUCACCAAGCAUGUUUGAAUCUGUGUUUACUCCUUUUUGAUAUCAUUCAAGCACUUGAGUUGUAUUUUUUCCAUUGAGCUGUAAACUAUGAACUGAAUAUGUUUUCCUUUUCUAUAUUUCUUUUCUGAAUGUGUUUUCCUGUAGUUCCUAGAGGUUCACUGACACAUGACCAUUUUUACUUUUACAUAACAGGCACUGGCAACCCCAAUCUGUAUUUAGCAGAAUUACAAAAUGUAUCACUGAGCGUGCGUUGCAUGCAUGUCUAAAGCUGAAUUACACACACUGGUUGUCCUUGUAACCUGUUUAUCCAACAUGAAUAUCAUUAGUCCAUCCAUGACCAUGACCUGUGAGCGACCGUUUGUUGUGUACAGCUUAUUUUAUGAACAGAUCACAUUAAAUGUAGUGAGUGCCUUUUUCCAGAUAAUAAAAAGAAAAUAAAAAUAAA